Lucilia cuprina (Australian sheep blowfly) is the source of this 962-nucleotide messenger RNA. Its product is annotated as toll-interacting protein-like. The transcript is spliced from 4 exons. The coding region runs from base 25 to 804 and encodes 259 amino acids. Gene Ontology annotation, biological process: ubiquitin-dependent protein catabolic process. The record is from RefSeq and is a predicted model, not a curated record. Gene Ontology annotation, cellular component: cytoplasm. Gene Ontology annotation, molecular function: ubiquitin conjugating enzyme binding; ubiquitin binding. NCBI's taxonomy places the organism in Eukaryota, Metazoa, Arthropoda, Insecta, Diptera, Calliphoridae.
AAGACCCGGAGAAGAAACUUCUAGAUGACUCUUGGAAGUAAGGCAAUGCUUGGACCACUUCCUGAUGAUUUUUUACGACUGAACUCUUUAUCCGACAGAGUACAAAAUAUUGAUGCUCAAACAGCGAUGGCAUUAUAUAGACAAACUCUUCCACAACUUGCGGCUAUUAACCAUGUAGGCCGUCUAAGUAUAACGUGUGCACAAGCAAAACUUGCAAGAAACUAUGGCCUAACGAGAAUGGAUCCAUAUGUACGAAUUCGUGUAGGCCAUUAUGUUUACGAAACUCAAACUGAUCCAAAUGGUGGAAAAAAUCCUAGAUGGAAUCGAGUAAUACAAAGUCAACUACCUAAUGGAGUAAAUUCCUUUUACGUUGAAAUAUAUGAUGAAUGCAGUUUCAAAAUGGAUGAGUUAAUCGCUUGGUGCGAAAUCAAAUUACCUGAAAGAGUUUUUAAUGGAGAAACACAUGAAGAAUGGUAUCCCUUAAGCGGAAAACAAGGCGAUGGACUUGAAGGCGCAAUCGAUAUUGUUUUAAGUUUUUCUAAUCAACAUUAUAUGUACCCAAAUCUUCAAGAAUCUGGUCAGAUGUUAAUGGUUCCGCCUGGACGCCCUACUCCAAUUUUUGUUUCCCCACAUCAACCAAUUCAGCAUACAUCUACUCUUCCUUUUGUAAUAUCCGAAGAAGAUUUAAAACAAGUACGCGAAAUGUUUCCAAACAUUGAUGCUGAAGUUGUUAAAACAUUGUAUGAAGUUAACAGAGGAAAUAAAGACUCAACUAUCAAUUCUCUAUUACAGAUGAACGAAUAGUAUGGGAUAAAACAGUACUUCAUUUUAUUACGUAUAGAUCAUUUAUUACAAAACUGGCAUAACUCAAAUUCCAGAUAAGAUGAGAUUUGAAACUUGCAUGAUAUGCUUAAAAGUUAUUUUAUUAUUAAUAAAAUGUUAUAAAACAUUCAAACCCGUAA